UCCAUGCCAUUCUCCACCAAUUUCCCAGCAAAAACACAAACAUAUUGGGGUCAUGGCUAUAACAUUUGAUCAUCCAUAUUCUUUCAUUACCAUUUUCCUCUUUUUCUGUCUUAUCCCGAUAACCUUUUCAAACCCGUUAUCAGAUGAUUCAGAUCAUCCAAUGACAUUCAUUGUUCACAUGGCAAAACAACACAAACCGCUUCUCUUCACCUCUCAAUUCCACUGGUACAAUUCCAUCAUAAAAUCUCUACCUCAUUCUCGUCACCCUUCCAGGCUCCUAUACACAUAUGAGAGAGUUGCUAAUGGCUUUGCCGUAAGCCUUACUCCUUCCCAAGCUGCAGAGCUUGAAAAUAUUCCUGGAGUUCUUUCUGUCAUGCCUGACGAAGCCCAAGAACUGCAUAUCACACAUACAUACCGAUUUUUAGGACUCUCCUCCGACUCUGGUCUUUGGCCUUCUUCCAACUACGGCGAAGACAUCAUCAUUGGAAUUCUCGAUACUGGGAUUUGGCCCGAGCACCGGAGCUUCUCCGAUGCAGGGUUGUCUCCGGUUCCAUCCAGUUGGAAAGGCACAUGCGAGACAUGGAAUGACUUUCCAGCUACAUCUUGUAACCGAAAAAUCAUCGGUGCAAGAUCAUUCCUUGCAGGACAUUACAUGUCUAAUUUAGUUGGAUCAACGUUAAACCUAUCAGCAAUUACAAAUUCCCCAAGAGACACAGAUGGCCACGGGACUCAUACGACUUCAACGGCUGCAGGAUCCGUGGUCUCAAACGCAAGCUUUUAUAAAUUCGCCAAAGGGAAAGCCAUAGGCAUCGCCACGAAAGCUCGCGUAGCCGUGUACAAAGUUUGCGCGACGAGAAAAGUGUGCAGAGUUGCUGACAUCUUGGCUGGCAUGGACCAAGCCGUUGCCGAUGGAGUCGACAUAAUAUCCAUGUCGAUAUCUGGCGGAACAAAACCGUACCAUCAAGACAAUAUAGCCAUUGCAACGUUUGGCGCUAUGAAAAACGGUAUUCUCGUCUCUGCCUCUGGAGGAAACAAGGGACCUACGCGCUCUACCGUCAACCAUCUCCCUCCUUGGGUACUUACCGUCGGCGCUUCCAGCGUUGAUAGGGAGUUUGUUGCCAGCGUGAUUCUUGGUACUGGUAGACCUUAUGCUGGAACAUCUCUCUAUCCUGGACCUCGUUUUCCAUUCUUGUCUCGCUAUGAACUAGUCCAUGGUGGCGAUUUUGGGAAUCCCUUUUGCAAAGUUGGUGAAUUCAACAAGCAAGACCAACUCGUUGACAAAAUCAUUGUUUGUGAACAAGACUGGGAUACUAGUAGUAGAGAUAGUGCAUAUGCGGUGGCAAAUGUUUCCGGCCGAGGAGCAAUAAUAGUGAACAAUAGAAAGCAUGGGGAAGAGCUUUUAGCUGAGCCACACCGUUGGCCGGCAACUCGGGUGGCAAUGAGUGAUGGAUAUAAAAUAAUGAAGUACCUACGGAGCGAAAAUCCUACCGCAACCAUUAAUUUCUAUGGAACGUGGAUUGCGGGUGAGUAUCCAAUUACUGCUCCAGAAGUUGCUUCCUUUUCUAGCCGUGGUCCGAACCCGCUCACUCCUCAAAUUCUCAAACCCGAUGUUAUAGCUCCCGGUCUCAACAUCUUAGCUGCUUGGAGUAACGCUAUCGGUCCAUGGGGAGAUGACGAUCCCAGACGUGUUGAGUUCAAUAUAAUCUCAGGAACUUCAAUGGCUUGUGCACAUGUUAGUGGUAUCAGUGCUUUGCUUAAAAAGGUCUACCCUACUUGGUCACCUGCUGCAAUAAAAUCUGCCCUCAUGACAACUGCUUACGAUCUCGAUAAUGAUGGACAGAGAUUACGAGAUCUCGCGGGGAAAAGGUCGACGCCUUUUGCUCAUGGUUCCGGUCAUGUGGACCCGAGUAGAGCCCUCGAUCCGGGUUUGAUAUAUGACAUGAAUGUCACUGACUAUGUCGGGUUCCUUUGCUCCAUUGGGUAUGAUUCAACACUCAUAAGCAAAUUUUUUACGGAAACGAUUAGUUCAAACAUUUGUGAAGAGACAUACGCCGCACUUGGGGGUAGAGUUACACCAGGGGAUCUGAACGUUCCAUCGUUUUCGGCGGUUUUCGAGAAUGGAGUAGAGACAGUGAAGUAUAGGAGAACUGUUACAAAUGUGGGAACCAAUGUGGAUGCUGUUUAUUCUGCGACUGCGGUUGCACCUGAGGGUACAAAGAUCACCAUUUCACCAAAUAGGCUUGUGUUCGAUGCAAAUAAUCCGACACAAACAUACGAGAUUACAUUCUCGUCGACCGGUGGGAACCGUGAUAAGUUGGCAACCUUUGGUUGGAUUCAAUGGAGCGACGGAAUUCAUAGUGUCAGGAGCACAAUUGCUUGUAGUUGGGUUCGUACAACUACCGACUAUGUAGCUUCCAUGUGAUGAACUCUUAUGAUUUGCGUCGAGCACGAAGUUGGGUUAUGAUUUUCAGGCUUGUUUAUAAAGAGGUGUGUAUAUUCAUAAAGUUUGUUUCACGUUAAAUAUAUGGUACUUAUUGAAAAAAUAAGCUAGAGCAGUACUAUUUCUUGUACUAUAUGCUCUAGGGCCUAUCGUAAUUCCAAGGGAAUUGAUGAAAGGACUUCAUUCACACUGUGUCGUGUUAACGUUGUUAAAUCUUUCAUGUUUUUGCCUUCUUUGUUGUCGUUUCUAUUUUUUGCUGAUUUGAUUUUUGAACUUGAGACUUCCCAUCAAUUAAACCACUU
Morus notabilis is the source of this 2742-nucleotide messenger RNA. Its product is annotated as subtilisin-like protease SBT1.4. Gene Ontology annotation, molecular function: serine-type endopeptidase activity. Lineage: Eukaryota; Viridiplantae; Streptophyta; Magnoliopsida; Rosales; Moraceae. Bases 53 to 2422 code for a protein of 789 amino acids. The record is from RefSeq and is a predicted model, not a curated record. Gene Ontology annotation, biological process: proteolysis. The transcript has a single exon.